Molecule: messenger RNA, 4418 nt
Organism: Psammomys obesus (fat sand rat)
Lineage: Eukaryota; Metazoa; Chordata; Mammalia; Rodentia; Muridae
Gene: Bcat1
Product: branched chain amino acid transaminase 1
Exons: 11
Coding region: 387-1541 (384 amino acids)
Biological process (GO): L-valine biosynthetic process; L-leucine biosynthetic process
Cellular component (GO): mitochondrion
Molecular function (GO): branched-chain-amino-acid:2-oxoglutarate transaminase activity
Source: RefSeq, a predicted model, not a curated record
CUCCGGGGACCCCGCGGGUGGAGAGAAUGGUUCCAGCCAGCCAGGGUCCCCUCACACUUGAGGCAGCCCCCCUAUUGUGCGCCCGUGAUUGACAGGACCACGAGGCUGAGCGCGCUCGGGGGAUUUUUUUUUUUUUUUCUCUUUCUAUAAAUGGCUUAAACCCUCGGUCUAGACGACUUACGGGGACUUUCGGGAGACAAUUGCCAUUUUGUUCGUUGCUGGUGAAGCUUGGCUCCUGGGCUGACCCGGAAUUUAAGGAGCUCCUCCCUAAGCUGCUGGAAGAUAUAAAGCCAGACCUGGGACUGGGUGGGAACCUGGGACGGUCACUCUGGCUGGCGCCGGCCCGGGCGUUGGACAGUGCGGGCUUGGCUUUUCUGUCUUGUGUGAUGGACUGCAGUAAUGGAUGCUCGGCGCCCUGUGCCGGAGAAAGAGGCUGCGAAGCGGCUGAGACAUUUAGGGCCAAAGACCUCAUCAUCACACCAGCCACCGUCUUAAAGGAAAAGCCUGCCCCCAGCUCGCUGGUGUUUGGAACCUUGUUUACCGACCACAUGCUGACGGUGGAGUGGUCCUCCGUGUCGGGAUGGGAGAAGCCUCACAUUAGGCCUUUUGAAAACCUGUCCAUACAUCCUGCUGCUUCGGUUCUGCACUACUCUGUGGAGCUGUUCGAAGGCUUGAAGGCUUUCCGGGGAGUCGACAAUAAGAUCCGAUUGUUCCGACCAGACCUCAACAUGAGCAGGAUGUACCGCUCUGCCGUGAGGAGCACUCUGCCAGUGUUUGACAAGGAGGAGCUUCUAGCGUGCAUUCUGCAGCUUCUACAGAUAGACCAAGAGUGGGUCCCCUACUCCACCUCCGCCAGCCUCUACAUCCGCCCCACGUUCAUCGGAACCGAGCCGUCUCUCGGAGUCAAGAAGCCGUCCAAAGCCCUGCUCUUUGUGAUCCUGAGCCCCGUGGGACCUUAUUUUUCCAGCGGAACCUUCACUCCAGUGUCGCUGUGGGCCAAUCCGAAGUACAUCAGAGCCUGGGAAGGUGGAACUGGGGACUACAAGAUGGGCGGCAACUACGGGGCGUCCCUCCUGGCGCAGUGCGAGGCGGUGGAGAACGGCUGCCAUCAGGUCCUGUGGCUGUACGGCAAGGACAACCAGAUAACUGAAGUGGGCACGAUGAACCUUUUCCUCUACUGGAUAAAUGAAGACGGAGAAGAAGAGCUGGCGACGCCUCCGCUAGAUGGCAUCAUUCUCCCGGGAGUGACGAGGCAGAGCAUCCUGGAGCUGGCACAGCAGUGGGGUGAGUUCAAGGUGUGUGAGAGACAACUCACCAUGAAUGACCUGAUUGUUGCCCUGGAGGGGAACAGGGUGAAGGAGAUGUUCGGCUCAGGGACAGCCUGCGUUGUCUGCCCGGUGUCGGACAUUCUGUACAAGGGCCAGAUGCUGCACAUUCCAACCAUGGAGAACGGUCCCAAGCUUGCAGGCCGCAUCUUGGGGAAGCUGGCUGACAUCCAGUAUGGAAGGGUUGAGAGCGACUGGACAGUCGAGUUGUCCUGACGGAGAAGCUCAGGGUGUCGGUGAUGUGCCCCGGAAGACAGACUUCUGCCUGUGACCUAUGACCGACCACCUGUUAGUGAUUUUGCCUAUUGUAGUUGCAUUGUUCACGUGUUAACCAAGUUGAGGUUUCUCCUUGAGCCACAGAAAAUUGCCAAUGUCAAAUGUCACCUGUCAACAUGGUAACUUGCUUACUGUACCUUUCCCCGGAGAGAUAGUGAUGAAGAACGCCUUCCCUAACCCUAUACCAGAUCCACAUGUCUGUUCCAUAGUAGGAGAAGCAAUUCCCCAACUGAUGAGAUGCCUGUAUUCGCUGGAAGGGCCACAGGAAAUGCCCUGGGCAGUGUCCCUGUGGUCAUUAGUAUCCUCAGAGCUUCGCUCUUUGUCACUGUUGCUGGUGAGGUUUCUUUGGGGGGGGGGAUUUGGCUUUCCUGUGUAGCCCUGGCCAGCCUGGCAUUCCCUAACGUCUGCCCAGGCUGGUCUCAGAGGCAAGGCACUCUUUUCUCACUCAGCCUUCUGAAUGCUGGGAUGACAGAAGUGCACUCUCAUACCUUGAUUUAUUUUUGUCUUUGAAUCUAACCUUUGGUCACCUGGAUUUCUUUUCUCCUUGCUCUUGUGGGUCCCCGAGUCCCUGCUAAGGUGAACCUGUCCCUUCUUGGGGUCAUGUUCUGGCCCAGUCUCACCUAGCGCUGUCUGUGAGGCUCAAGCUCGUUGUCUCCCCCCGCCGCUGGCUGCUCACUUCGCUGCUAUGAGUCUAGGGGUCCUGUGCCUUCUAGAUCUUCGUCUUCUCAAAGCCCAGCAUAUAGUAGUGUCCAGUAUUUGUUUACUGUAGGACUUGAAAUAGAAGUGUGUCCCUCCACGCUGAGACCGUUUUGGAGGACUCUCCACCCUUUUGAGACCCUGCCUAUUCUGGCAGUCUUUCUCAUGCCGUCUUUCUUGUCACGGACUCUACAGCAUGGUCAGUUGGAAAAAUGCUCUUGUUGUUAAGAUUAUCUUGGAAUUGAAAUGAUUGUCCUGGGAAGAACUCUUGAUAAAAUACCAACCACAUGAAAAUGGCAGACACCAUGCAUUAAAUGCCAAAUAAAGGGGAGUGAGGGAGAUAAACUCUGGAUUGUGAUCUUAAUCUACACUGUGUACCCUGCUCUUGAGUGAGCAAUGAAUGAGCACCCGGCUAGGUAACAGAAUAACUCCAGACAGUGUUUUUCUCGUCUAGGAGCUGUGAGUGAGAAGCCCUUUCCUUUCCCAGUUUACCCAGGGAAAAGCCCUGUCUUGACAGGAAGCGCCCUUGGACGGCCAACUCUCCGCCACUGCACUUUGUGCUUUGGUUCCUCGGUUGCAGUAGCUUUCAUCUUAACUGAGGAAACGCGUCUCUUCACAGUCCUGUGGGAGAGGGUUGUACAAACUCCACCCCACAGGGACAGCCCUUAAGACAUUUAGCCGUGCACACGGUACGUCCAUUCCAUUCUAAAAGUUUUAGCUGGUUUUUUAGAUGGAGACAAUAAGAAAAUUGGAGGAUGAGCAGAGAUGAUAGACUAUGUCCAAGGACGCUCUCCUUGCUGAUUGAAAUCUUGGGUGGAGGUGUCUCCGGCUCCUCCGGAGCCCCCUUCGAGUGUCCUCGGAGGCUUGUGUCUUCCCCAUGCCCUUUGACCUCACGUUCAGCACAGGUCUGGGGUAGACCUUCAGGGGUAUCAACUGUCAAGCACGGAACGGCCAGGCUGAGGCCUAUGAGAAGGGAGAUGCCUUGUCUGCCCUGAGUUUACCUAAGCUCUUACAUUAUUAAACUGAGAGCCACUUUGUGAUGGUUAGAGAGCACACAUGACCUCUCACCUCAAAACCUGUUAAGCUUUCCAGCAGGCUCAGUUAAGAGGGAAGGAAGGAGGAACACACGGUUUGUGAAAACCGGAAGCCUGACCCAGAGCCCCAGCUGCCAUCCGUACUGAAGUAACAGAACAGGAAAUUGACCUUCGCAAUGACUUAUUUAUAGGCAUAAAAGAAGCAUCUUUGGUUGUUCUUUCCUUGUCCGUUACUUGUUUAAUUGCAGCAGUGUAAUGCAGCACGAGGGUUGGAUUGUUACCAGGCAAUUACCCGCUCUUCAGGAUUCACUUAUCCUAACACUAAUUGAUCAUUUAAAGCACAAGACGGUGUAGUGUUAGGAACAUGUAAAGCUAAUCUGCUGCGCACAAUCAACAAAUUAAUAUUAUUGCUGAUAUUUGCAUAAUUGACUGCAAUUAUUUAAUGUGUAAUUGGGUUGAUCAAAUGAGAUUCAGCAAGUCACAAUCGAGUCGGUGUAAACAGAACUAAGCAGCUGGGAGCUUAAGAUGAUGAACUUAUUUUGUAUAUCUUCUCUUUUCCCUCGUUUGCCAGAUCUCCCCAGAACACAUGCGAAGGCCAGGAGUUCAAAAGGUAGAGAGAGUCUGAGCCCUGGCUGUUUGCCGAUGGAAAUGUGGUUGUCAGAGUCACUUUAUCAAGGGUUCUACUAAGGGCACAUGGGAGCAGCCUUAGUCUUGAGCUGUCCAGCCGAGCAGGCAGGACACAUGUGAGCAACAGCCGGCAGCCUGUGUUUGCAAAACUACAAAGCAGGGGAGGAAGGGGCUGAAACGCUGUUAGGGAGCCAUACUUUUUCCUGAUGUAAGAACCAAGCUAGAGCGGGGCUGGGGACGUGGUUCGGUGGUCAGGGCACUUGCUGCUCUGGUAGCCACUCUGUGGUUCAGUUCCUUGUACCCACCUGGCAGCUCACAACUGUCUUAAUUCCAGUUCCAGAGGGUUUGAUACCUUCUGGCCUUUAGGGGUGGCUGUGUGCAUAUGGUGCACAGACACACUCAGGCCCUACACACACACACACACACACGCACACACACACACACACGAAAUCAUCUUAAA